This is a messenger RNA of Guillardia theta CCMP2712, 984 nucleotides long. RefSeq lists its product as hypothetical. The record is from RefSeq and is a predicted model, not a curated record. Gene Ontology annotation, molecular function: protein binding. The transcript has a single exon. NCBI's taxonomy places the organism in Eukaryota, Cryptophyceae, Pyrenomonadales, Geminigeraceae. Bases 1 to 984 code for a protein of 327 amino acids.
AUGCUGGGGAGGGCGGGAAGCGUGAGGGAGCUAAUCGAGGCAGGAGCAGAUGUAAGAACGAAGGAUGAGGGAGGCAGGACCUUUAUGCACUGGGCGGCGGAGUAUGGGCAUGUGAAGGUGCUGGAGGCUGUUGAGGAGCAAUGUCGGGUAGAGCUGCUGAGCGAGUGGAAAAGUGACGGCCAGACAUGCGCGCACUUGGCGAGUGUGAGAGGGCAUGUGGAGGUAGUGCGGUACUUGGCGGAGAGGUGCGGGGAGGAGCUGCUGAGGCAGAAGGACAAUUAUGGCAGGACAUGCGCGCACUGGGCGAGUGAGGGCGGGCACUUGGAGGUGCUGCGGUACUUGGCGGAGAGGUUUGGGGAGGGGCCGCUGAGCGAGAAGGACUUGGGCGGUCAGAAAUGCGCGCACUUGGCGAGUGCUGGAGGGCACUUAGAGGUGCUGCGGUACUUGGCGGAGAGGUGCGGGGAGGGGCUGCUGAGCGAGAAGGACUUGGGCGGCCAGACAUGCGCGCACUUGGCUAGUGAGGGAGGGCACUUGGCGGUCGUGCGGUACUUGGCGGAGAGGUGCGGGGAGGGGCUGCUUAGCGAGAAGACCAAAGCCGGCACGACAUGCGCGCAUGCGGCGAGCAAGGCAGGGCAUGUGGAGGUCUUGCGGUACUUGGCGGAGAGGUGCGGGGAGGGGCUGCUGAGGGAGAAGAAAAUUGGCGGCUGGACAUGCGCGCACUUGGCGAGUGCUGGAGGGCACUUGGAGGUUAUGCGGUACUUGGCGGAGAGGUGCGGGGAGGGGCUGCUGAGCGAGAAGAAAAUUGAUGGCCAGACAUGCGCGCACUCGGCGAGUGCUGGAGGGCACUUGGAGGUUAUGCGGUACUUGGCGGAGAGGUGCGGGGAGGGGCUGCUGAGGGAGAAAGACAAUGACGGCAAGACAUGCGCUGCUUAUGCUUGGGACAUGUCAGUUCAGGAGUAUCUUACAAGUUUAGGUAUCGAGUAG